AUGGAUACACAAACUCAUUUAGAAGAUUUAUCAAACGAGAUUUUCUUCGAAAUAUUUGAUUAUUUACAUGCACUUGAUAUUUUCACUGCAUUUGCUUCAUUGAAUAAACGAAUUGCAUCGAUAUUACAAUCAACUCCACUUCGUGUUCUUGUUUCAAAAAUUCAUUGUCGUAAUCAAAUUGAUUUUCUUUCUUCUCAUCUUACUUUUCGUGCUCAUCAAGUUAUUUCAAUAAAAAUAAGUGAUACAAUUCGUGAUGAUAUAUCUAUGAUUAGUUUAUUAUUUAAUCGACAUAAUUUUAUUAAUCUUCAAUUUUGUAUGCUUAUCACAGUCCAUCGAUCAACGAAACUUGAUAAUGUUAUUAAACAAAUAAAAACUUGUGAUAAACUUGUUUCAUUUAAUAUUUUUAAUCCACAUGAUGAAACUAUGAAUGAAAGUGAUAAAUGUGAAUUAGUCCGAACUAUGUUUAUGCACAAAUCAUCUUCUCUUCGUUCAAUUGUCCUUCUGUAUACUUAUGAUUAUUCCAAUAUUUCAAAUAAUAUUUCACUAUCUUCAAAUGUUACAUUAUUAUAUUUAUGUAUAAAUGAUUCACCUUCAAGCACAUCUAUUCAUUCAAUUUUAGCAAUUCUUCGUCUUUGUCAUAGAGUACGUUAUAUAGGCAUAAUAGUGAAAGAGAACAGUCUGGUUGACAAUAAUAAUAUCUAUGUUCCAAUUACAAUACCAUCUAUCAAUGAAAAUGAUCUUCCUGUAUUAUCACAAGCGGUCUCGCUCGAACUGAUACUUUUUGUUGCAUGGAAUAAUUAUUUAAUUGCUUAUAUAUUGCGUUGUAUGCCUAAUCUUAGGUAUUUCUUUUUUACAUUUGGACCAUACAUAUCAAAACACUUCUUUCCUAUUGAAUUGCUCGACGGUUAUGUAUGGCAAGAAAUAUUAGAACUUUAUGUUCCAUAUUUAUCGAAAUUUGAAUUUCAUAUGUCAAUUUGGAAAUGUUAUCCACCAACCGAUUUGGAUAUUGUUAUUGAUUCAUUCAAACAUUUUGUUAGAAAAUAUUCUAAUUGGCAUAUGAUUAUUGAUCAAUGA
Rotaria sp. Silwood1 is the source of this 1074-nucleotide messenger RNA. NCBI's taxonomy places the organism in Eukaryota, Metazoa, Rotifera, Eurotatoria, Philodinida, Philodinidae. The record is from the annotation of a GenBank genome assembly.